This is a messenger RNA of Amphiprion ocellaris (clown anemonefish), 2940 nucleotides long. It is a transcript of the gene slc46a1, whose product is annotated as solute carrier family 46 member 1. Gene Ontology annotation, molecular function: transmembrane transporter activity. The record is from RefSeq and is a predicted model, not a curated record. Gene Ontology annotation, biological process: transmembrane transport. The transcript has 6 exons. Gene Ontology annotation, cellular component: plasma membrane. Bases 1 to 1485 code for a protein of 494 amino acids. NCBI's taxonomy places the organism in Eukaryota, Metazoa, Chordata, Actinopteri, Pomacentridae.
AUGGACGAGCCGGACACCGCGGCGAUACUCCCCGGAGAUGUCCUCGACGCCGCACCAACUGACGACCAACUGUCCGACACGCUCGGCCACAAAGAGGAGGCCGGUGAGCCGACAUCCAGCUCCGUCCGCCCGCCGUUUCCGUGCUGCCUGCCGGUGUCCGUGGAGCCGGUGAUGUUCCUCUCCAUGUUCUCUCUGGCCCUGCAGGCUCCUCUGUCCACCCAGUAUCUGUGGGACCGCAUCAGCGAGGACCUCGGCUACAACGGCUCCAAGAGGUCGGAGUGCGGCAACAGCUCCAUGCCCCCCGACCCGCUCCAGAAGGAGGUAGAAACCUUAACAGCCCACUGGAACCUGUACAUCAGUCUGGGAGGCUUUUCUGUUGGCCUGCUGGUGGUUCCUCUCCUGGGCUCGUGGAGCGACCUCGCAGGCCGCAGACCGGUCCUCAUCUUCCCUAACCUGGGCAUGGCCCUGCAGGCGGUGGUUUACCUGGUGGUGAUGUACCUCAAGCUGCCUGUGGUCUACUUUCUGGUGGGCAGGCUGCUCAGUGGCCUUUCAGGUGAUUUUAAUGCCAUCCUGGCCGGCUGCUUCGCGUAUGUGGCUGACACCAGUGACAGGCGGUCUCGCACCUUCAGGGUGGCAGUAUUAGAGGCUUGUCUGGGUCUUUCAGGCAUGCUGGCAAGCAUCAUCGGAGGACAGUGGAGGCGGGCACAAGGUUACAUCAACCCCUUCUGGCUGGUCCUGGCUACCAACUUGGCUUCAGCUCUGUACGCUUACCUGUUUGUCCGCGAGUCUGUUCCCCAAGUCCCGACUGCCAGGCUGUUCUCCACUCACCACCAUAAAGCCGUCUGGCACCUCUACUCAACGGGAGGCAGCAGCAACGAGUCUGGUGGAGGGUUUCACAGAUGCAAGCUGUGGCUUUACACGCUGUGCUUCUUUGUGGUGGUGACUGUUCACUUUGGCAGCAGAGAACUGUACGUGUUGUACGAGCUGAGCUCACCGCUGUGCUGGGGGUCGGAGCUCAUUGGCUUUGGAUCAGCUGCUCUGAACCUGGCCUACCUGAGCAGUCUGUUGGGGCUGAAGAUCAUGCAGUGCUGCCUGGAGGAUUCCUGGGUGGCUCUCGUGGGUCUGGCCUCCAACAUCAUUGGGCUUAUUGUGUUUUCUGUAGCUGACACCACAGAGCUCAUGUUCACAGGUUAUGGUCUGAGUUUCCUCUUCAUGGCUUCAACGCCUGUGUUCAGGUCAAAGCUGUCCAAGCUGGUGGAUCCAUCAGAACAAGGUGCCCUGUUUGCCUCUGUGGCCUGUGUGGAGAGCUUGUGUUUCCUGGUGGGCAGCGGGGUCUUUAACUCCCUCUAUCCAGCCACCCUGCACUUCAUGAAAGGCUUCCCAUUCCUCUUUGCUGCUAUCAUCCUCCUCAUCCCUGUUGGGAUAAUCGGGACCCUGCAAUAUUUAGAUCAGAGGAGAAACCAUGGAGACUCUACAGUGUCCUGACCUGCAGCGAGGCAGGAGACUGUCACAGACUGAAAGUUCAUCCUGUUGUGAAUGUAUGAGGUGAGCAGGUCUGACACUGAGACAUGCAUCAUGUCUGUCUGUGAUGCUGGGAGACACUUUUGAGCUUAACACGGUGAUGGAACAGUUGACUAGUUACGCCAAAAGAUGAAGAAUCAACCUCCUGACUGACGUUACUGCUAAAACGCUUCUGUCGUAACAACGAGGCGGUCGAGGAUAUCUUUUCAUCUGGUUUUUGCCGGCACUAAAAACUGACGUCUUCAAUGAUUUCAUCAAGACAGUUCUACAAAUGAGCACGAUUCUUUACAAUUUUUGAUGUGUUAUUUAGUAUGUUUUUUAAUACAGUUUAAGUGCCAAAGACCGUGCCUUACAUUCCCAUUUUAGAUCAUUUUUUGACACAGAUGUGGAUCCUCAUUACAGUAGUUAUUAAUAAGUGAGACACACUGGACACUCCUUCCUCAGUGUCACCACAGAUGUUCUCUUACAGAAAGAAAGUGCGGAAAUAAAUGGUUCCGCUAAUAGUUUCUUACAAAUAAUAGUAUUCAAAACAAUGUCUUGUUAGUAAACAUUUUCAUUACCAAAAGAAUUCAGAUACACAAAAAGUAUCUGAUUGAUCAAUAUGCAGUUUUCUGUGUGACUGUUUUUGUUUCAUAUAAUGAUGUGCAUUAUGACAAAAGGGACAAAAACUACAACUGGAUAUUGUGUUUGCUUGUUUGCAGUUUGUGAAAGCUCAAUUUGUCUGUUUGUAUUGUUAGUGUUUAUUGCUGUAUUAAUGUUUGCUGCUCUCCUGUCCAGGACACACUUGAUAAACAGAUUUUAAUGUCAAUGAGACUUUGACCUGGUUAAAUACAGGAUAAUGAUAAUAAUUCUGUGCAGAUAAGGACAGCUAAGGAGCUUUUAUUAUGCCAGUGUUGGGUUUAUGUCCAAAAACCAUUCUGUUAUUUCACUAGAUCACCUAAUGACGACAUUAUAAUGUUUAACAGUUGUGCUCCUCCUCAUUUUAUUUAAGUGUUUAGGUACUUUUGAUUUGUUAGUUAUCACAGCAUUUGUGGCAAGAAGGCUCAAACCUGGGUUUGCCAAAAUUUCCAAGUUCUUCUUAACUCAAAUCUUUUGUUAUACAUAACCGUGAUGAUGCAAUUUUAUUUUGUAUAAUGCUGCUGCUCUUUGACUUAUGUAGGAGAACUCAACCUGUGAUGAUGUUUGUUUCCCAAAAAAGGGACAGUUAGAAUGUGAUUCACUAAUGUCAUUAAUUUCAAUCAUACAUAGAAUGAAUGAAGCUUAUGUUUUUCUUGAAAUAAGUAUUAGUGACUUGUAUGAGAAUGAACUAUUCUGAACCAAUUGCUAAUAAAGUAGAAACACAGCUAAAAUUAUGAUGCAAUAAUUAGAUUGAUCUUAUUUCAAACAUGGCAACUUUAAAUAAAUGAUGUCUUUACAGUC